GUAUUUGGCACUGUGAAGGGUUAGAGGCCUUGCAGUGGAGCUUCCAGCUUUCUUAUCAUGCAUUGUAAUAUUUCCUAUGUUCUGGUACUGUGUGCUCUGCUCCAUCCAGGUAAACCACAAUGCAGUGUGGACAUCACAGAGCGUGAAGAUUGUGGUUAUCUCGGGAUAAGCGCUGAUGAAUGCUAUUCCAGAGGAUGCUGCUUUAAUUCAAGUGUUCCAGGGGUUAAAUGGUGUUUUUACCCCAAAAGCACAGGAAGUGACAAAAAACAAUGUAAUGUGGAACCGUACAGCAGAAGGGAUUGUGGCUUCCCCACAAUAAGUGCUGCAGAAUGUAAGAAGAGGAAUUGUUGCUAUGACUCCAGCAUUCCUGGGGUUAACUGGUGUUUCUUCUCAAAGUCACAAGAUAAACAGCAAUGUAGUGUGGACACCACAGAGCGUGAAGAUUGCGGUUAUCCCGGGAUAAGUGAUAAGGAAUGCUAUUCCAGAGGCUGCUGCUUUAAUUCAAGUGUUCCAGGAAUUAAAUGGUGUUUUUACCCUAAAAGCAAAGGAAAUGACAAACAAUGUAACGUGGAACCGUACAGCAGAAGGGAUUGUGGCUACCCCACAAUAAGUGCUGCACAAUGUAAGAAGAGGAAUUGUUGCUUCGACUCCGGCAUUCCUGGGGUUAACUGGUGUUUCUUCUCCAAGUCACAAGAUAAACAGCAAUGCAGUGUGGAAAUCACAGAGCGUGAAGAUUGCGGUUAUCCCGGGAUAAGUGCUAAGGAAUGCUAUUCCAGAGGCUGCUGCUUUAAUUCAAGUGUUCCCGGGGUUAAAUGGUGCUUUUACCCCAAAAGCACAGACAAAAAGCAAUGUAGCGUUGACAUCAAAGAGCGAGAGGAUUGCGGAUUUCCCGGGAUAAAAGCUAAGGAAUGCUAUUCCAGAGGCUGCUGCUUUAAUUCAAGUGUUCCAGGGAUUAAAUGGUGUUUUUACCCCAAAAGCACAGGAAAUGACAAACAAUGUAACGUGGAACCGUACAACAGAAGGGAUUGCGGCUACCCCACAAUAAGUGCUGCAGAAUGUAAGGAGAGGAAUUGUUGCUUCGACUCCAGCAUUCCCGGGGUUAACUGGUGUUUCUUCUCCAAGUCACAAGAUAAACAGCAAUGCAGUGUGGACAUCACAGAGCGUGAAGAUUGCGGUUAUCCCGGGAUAAGUGCUAAGGAAUGCUAUUCCAGAGGCUGCUGCUUUAAUUCAAGUGUUCCUGGGGUUAAAUGGUGUUUUUACCCCAAAAGCACAGCAAGUGACGUGAAACAAUGUAACGUGGAACCGUACAGCAGAAGGGAUUGCGGCUACCCCACAAUAAGUGCUGCGGAAUGUAAGAAGAGGAAUUGUUGCUUUGACUCCAGCAUUCCUGGGGUUAACUGGUGUUUCUUCUCCAAGUCACAAGAUAAACAGCAAUGUAGUGUGGACAUCACAGAGCGUGAAGAUUGUGGAUUUCCCGGGAUAAGUGAUAAGGAAUGCUAUUCCAGAGGCUGCUGCUUUAAUUCAAGUGUUCCCGGGGUUAAAUGGUGUUUUUACCCCAAAAGCACAGCAAGUGACCUGAAACAAUGUAACGUGGAACCGUACAGCAGAAGGGAUUGCGGCUACCCCACAAUAAGUGCUGCGGAAUGUAAGAAGAGGAAUUGUUGCUUCGACUCCAGCAUUCCCGGGGUUAACUGGUGUUUCUUCUCCAAGUCACAAGAUAAAUGGCAAUGUAGUGUGGACAUCACAGAGCGUGAAGAUUGCGGUUUUCCCGGGAUAAGCGCUAAGGAAUGCUAUUCCAGAGGCUGCUGCUUUAAUUCAAGUGUUCCCGGGGUUAAAUGGUGUUUUUCUCCCAAAAGCACAGCAAGUGACAGACAAUGUAACGUGGAACCGUACAACAGAAGGGAUUGUGGCUACCCCACAAUAAGUGCUGUGGAAUGUAAGAAGAGGAAUUGUUGCUUUGACUCCAGCAUUCCUGGGGUUAACUGGUGUUUCUUCUCCAAGUCACAAGAUAAACAGCAAUGUAGUGUGGACAUCACAGAGCGUGAAGAUUGCGGUUAUCCCGGGAUAAGUGAUAAGGAAUGCUAUUCCAGAGGCUGCUGCUUUAAUUCAAAGGUUCCUGGGGUUAAAUGGUGUUUUUACCCCAAAAGCACAGCAAGUGACAAGAAAAAAUGUAACGUGGAACCGUACAACAGAAGGGAUUGCGGCUACCCCACAAUAAGUGCUGCGGAAUGUAAGGAGAGGAAUUGUUGCUUUGACUCCAGCAUUCCCGGGGUUAACUGGUGUUUCUUCUCCAAGUCACAAGAUAAACAGCAAUGUAGUGUGGACAUCACAGAGCGUGAAGAUUGCGGUUAUCCCGGGAUAAGUGAUAAGGAAUGCUAUUCCAGAGGCUGCUGCUUUAAUUCAAGUGUUCCCGGGGUUAAAUGGUGCUUUUACCCCAAAACCACAGAUAAAAAGCAAUGUAGUGUGGACAUCACAGAGCGUGAAGAUUGCGGAUUUCCCAGGAUAAACGCUACGGAAUGCUAUUCCAGAGGCUGCUGCUUUAAUUCAAGUGUUCCCGGGGGUAAAUGGUGUUUUUACCCCAAAAGCACAGCAAGUGACAAGAAACAAUGUAUCGUGGAACCGUACAGCAGAAGGGAUUGCGGCUACCCCACAAUAAGUGCUGCAGAAUGUAAGGAGAGGAAUUGUUGCUUUGACUCCAGCAUUCCCGGGGUUAACUGGUGUUUCUUCUCCAAGUCACAAGAUAAACAGCAAUGUAGUGUGGACAUCACAGAGCGGGAAGAUUGCGGAUUUCCUGGGAUAAGUGAUAAGGAAUGCUAUUCCAGAGGCUGCUGCUUUAAUUCAAGUGUUCCCGGGGUUAAAUGGUGUUUUUACCCCAAAAGCACAGGUAAACAGCAAUGUAGUGUGGACAUCACAGAGCGUGUAGAUUGUGGAUUUCCCGGGUUAAGCGCUAAGGAAUGCUAUUCCAGAGGCUGCUGCUUUAAUUCAAGUGUUCCAGGGGUUAAAUGGUGUUUUUACCCCAAAAGCACAGCAAGUGACCUGAAACAAUGUAACGUGGAACCAUACAACAGAAGGGAUUGCGGCUACCCCACAAUAAGUGCUGCAGAAUGUAAGAAGAGGAAUUGUUGCUUUGACUCCAGCAUUCCAGGGGUUAACUGGUGUUUCUUCUCCAAGUCACAAGAUAAACAGCAAUGUAGUGUGGACAUUACAGAGCAUGAAGAUUGCGGAUUUCCUGGGAUAAGUGCUAAGGAAUGCUAUUCCAGAGGCUGCUGCUUUAAUUCAAGUGUUCCCGGGGUUAAAUGGUGUUUUUACCCCAACAGCACAGAUAAACAGCAAUGUAGUGUGGACAUCACAGAGCGUGAAGAUUGUGGAUUUCCUGGGAUAAGUGAUGAGGAAUGCUAUUCCAGAGGCUGCUGCUUUAAUUCAAGUGUUCCCGGGGUUAAAUGGUGUUUUUACCCCAAACGCACAGCAAGUGACAAACAAUGUAACGUGGAACUGUACAGCAGAAGGGAUUGUGGCUACCCCACAAUAAGUGCUGCAGAAUGUAAGGAGAGGAAUUGUUGCUUCGACUCCAGCAUUCCUGGGGUUAACUGGUGUUUCUUCUCCAAGUCACAAGAUAAAAGGCAAUGUAGUGUGGACACCACAGAGCGUGAAGAUUGCGGAUUUCCCGGGAUAAGUGCUAAGGAAUGCUAUUCCAGAGGCUGCUGCUUUAAUUCAAGUGUUCUUGGUGAUAAAUGGUGUUUUUACACCAAAAGCACAGGUAAACGGCAAUGUAGUGUGGACAUCACAGAGCGUGAAGAUUGCGGUUUUCCUGGGAUAAGUGCUAAGGAAUGCUAUUCCAGAGGCUGCUGCUUUAAUUCAAGUGUUCCCGGGGUUAAAUGGUGUUUUUACCCCAAAAGCACAGCAAGUGACAGACAAUGUAACGUGGAACCGUACAGCAGAAGGGAUUGUGGCUACCCCACAAUAAGUGCUGCAGAAUGUAAGGAGAGGAAUUGUUGCUUUGACUCCAGCAUUCCUGGGGUUAACUGGUGUUUCUUCUCCAAGUCACAAGAUAAACGGCAAUGUAGUGUGGACAUCAAAGAGCGUGAAGAUUGCGGAUUUCCCGGGAUAAGUGCUAAGGAAUGCUAUUCCAGAGGCUGCUGCUUUAAUUCAAGUGUUCCCGGGGUUAAAUGGUGUUUUUACCCCAAAAGCACAGCAAGUGACAAACAAUGUAACGUGGAACCGUACAGCAGAAGGGAUUGCGGCUACCCCACAAUAAGUGCUGCAGAAUGUAAGGAGAGGAAUUGUUGCUUCGACUCCAGCAUUCCUGGGGUUAACUGGUGUUUCUUCUCCAAGUCACAAGAUAAACAGCAAUGUAGUGUGGACAUCACAGAGCGUGAAGAUUGUGGAUUUCCUGGGAUAAGUGCUAAGGAAUGCUAUUCCAGAGGCUGCUGCUUUAAUUCAAGUGUUCCCGGGGUUAAAUGGUGUUUUUACCCCAAAAGCACAGAUAAACGGCAAUGUAGUGUGGACAUCACAGAGCGUGAAGAUUGCGGAUUUCCCGGGAUAAGUGAUAAGGAAUGCUAUUCCAGAGGCUGCUGCUUUAAUGAAAGUGUUCCCGGGGUUAAAUGGUGUUUUUACCCCAAAAGCACAGGAAGUGACAAACAAUGUAACGUGGAACCGUACAGCAGAAGGGAUUGCGGCUACCCCACAAUAAGUGCUGCAGAAUGUAAGGAGAGGAAUUGUUGCUUCGACUCCAGCAUUCCCGGGGUUAACUGGUGUUUCUUCUCCAAGUCACAAGAUAAACCGCAAUGUAGUGUGGACAUCACAGAGCGUGAAGAUUGCGGUUAUCCCGGGAUAAGUGCUAAGGAAUGCUAUUCCAGAGGCUGCUGCUUCAAUUCAAGUGUUCUUGGUGAUAAAUGGUGUUUUUACCCCAAAAGCACAGGUAAACGGCAAUGUAGUGUGGAUACCGAAGACCGUGACGAUUGUGGUUAUCCCGGGAUAAGCGCUGACGAAUGCCAUUUCAGAGGCUGCUGCUUUAAUUCAAGUGUUCCCGGGGUUAAAUGGUGUUUUUACCCCAACAACAUAGCAAUUGACAAUCACUGUAACGUAGAACCGUACAACAGAAGGGAUUGCGGCUACCCCACAAUAAGUGCUGCAGAAUGUAAGAGGAGGAAUUGUUGCUUUGACUCCAGCAUUCCUGGGGUUAACUGGUGUUUCUUCUCCAAGUCACAAGAUAAACAGCAAUGUAGUGUGGACAUCACAGAGCGUGAAGAUUGCGGAUUUCCCGGGAUAAGCGCUAAGGAAUGCUAUUCCAGAGGCUGCUGCUUUAAUUCAAGUGUUCCUGGGGUUAAAUGGUGUUUUUACCCCAAAAGCACAGAUAAACAGCAAUGUAGUGUGGACAUCACAGAGCGUGAAGAUUGCGGAUUUCCCGGGAUAAGUUCUAAGGAAUGCUAUUCCAGAGGCUGCUGCUUUAAUUCAAGUGUUCCAGGGGUUAAAUGGUGUUUUAACCCCAAAAGCACAGAUAAACCGCAAUGUAGUGUGGACAUCACAGAGCGUGAAGAUUGUGGAUUUCCUGGGAUAAGUGUUAAGGAAUGCUAUUCCAGAGGCUGCUGCUUUAAUUCAAGUGUUCCUGGGGUUAAAUGGUGUUUUUACCCCAACAGCACAGCAAGUGACAAACAAUGUAACGUGGAACCGUACAGCAGAAGGGAUUGCGGCUACCCCACAAUAAGUACUGCAGAAUGUAAGGAGAGGAAUUGUUGCUUUGACUCCAGCAUUCCAGGGGUUAACUGGUGUUUCUUCUCCAAGUCACAAGAUGAACAGCAAUGUAGUGUGGACAUCAAAGAGCGUGAAGAUUGCGGAUUUCCUGGGAUAAGCGCUAAGGAAUGCUAUUCCAGAGGCUGCUGCUUUAAUUCAAGUGUUCCCGGGGUUAAAUGGUGUUUUUACCCCAAUAUCACAGCAAGUGACAAACAAUGUAACGUGGAACCGUACAGCAGAAGGGAUUGCGGCUACCCCACAAUAAGUGCUGCAGAAUGUAAGGAGAGGAAUUGUUGCUUUGACUCCAGCAUUCCUGGGGUUAACUGGUGUUUCUUCUCCAAGUCACAAGAUAAACAGCAAUGUAGUGUGGACAUCACAGAGCGUGAAGAUUGCGGUUAUCCCGGGAUAAGCGCUAAGGAAUGCUAUUCCAGAGGCUGCUGCUUUAAUUCAAGUGUUCCCGGGGUUAAAUGGUGUUUUUACCCCAAAGACACAGAUAAACAGCAAUGUAGUGUGGACAUCACAGAGCGUGAAGAUUGUGGAUUUCCCGGGAUAAGCGCUAAGGAAUGCUAUUCUAGAGGCUGCUGCUUUAAUUCAAGUGUUCCAGGAGUUAAAUGGUGUUUUUACCCCAAAAGUACAGAUAAACGGCAAUGCAGUGUGGACAUCAAAGACCGUGAAGAUUGUGGUUAUCCCGGGAUAAGCGUUAACGAAUGCUAUUCCAGAGGCUGCUGCUUUAAUUCAAGUGUUCCUGGGGUUAAAUGGUGUUUUUACCCCAAUAGCAUAGCUUUUGACAGACACUGCAACGUAGAACCAUACAACAGAAGGGAUUGUGGCUACCCCACAAUAAGUGCGGCAGAAUGUAAGGAGAGGAAUUGUUGCUUUGACUCCAGCAUUCCAGGUGUUAACUGGUGUUUCUUCAAGUCACAAGAUAAACAGCAAUGUAGUGUGGACAUCACAGAGCGUGAAGAUUGCGGAUUUCCUGGGAUAAGCUCUACAGAAUGCUAUUCCAGAGGCUGCUGCUUUAAUUCAAGUGUUGCAGGGGUUAAAUGGUGUUUUUACCCCAAAAGCACAGAUAAACCGCAAUGUAGUGUGGACAUCACAGAGCGUGAAGAUUGUGGAUUUCCCGGGAUAAGUGCUAAGGAAUGCUAUUCCAGAGGCUGCUGCUUUAAUUCAAGUGUUCCUGAGGUUAAAUGGUGUUUUUACCCCAAAAGCACAGCAAGUGACAAACAAUGUAACGUGGAACCGUACAGCAGAAGGGAUUGCGGCUACCCCACAAUAAGUGCUGCAGAAUGUGAGGAGAGGAAUUGUUGCUUUGACUCCAGCAUUCCCGGGGUUAACUGGUGUUUCUUCUCCAAGUCACAAGAUAAACAGCAAUGUAGUGUGGACAUCACAGAGCGUGAAGAUUGCGGUUAUCCCGGGAUAAGCGCUAAGGAAUGCUAUUCCAGAGGCUGCUGCUUUAAUUCAAGUGUUCCCGGGGUUAAAUGGUGCUUUUACCCCAAAACCACAGAUGAACAGCAAUGUAGUGUGGACAUCACAGAGCGUGAAGAUUGCGGAUUUCCUGGGAUAAGUGCUAAGGAAUGCUAUUCCAGAGGCUGCUGCUUUAAUUCAAGUGUUCCCGGGGUUAAAUGGUGUUUUUACCCCAAUAUCACAGCAAGUGACAAACAAUGUAACGUGGAACCGUACAGCAGAAGGGAUUGCGGCUACCCCACAAUAAGUGCCGCAGAAUGUAAGAAGAGGAAUUGUUGCUUUGACUCCAGCAUUCCUGGGGUUAACUGGUGUUUCUACUCCAAGUCACAAGAUAAACAGCAAUGUAGUGUGGACAUCACAGAGCGUGAAGAUUGUGGAUUUCCUGGGAUAAGUGAUAAGGAAUGCUAUUCCAGAGGCUGCUGCUUUAAUUCAAGUGUUCCCGGGGUUAAAUGGUGUUUUUACCCCAAAAGUACAGAUAAACAGCAAUGUAGUGUGGACAUCACAGAGCGUGAAGAUUGUGGAUUUCCUGGGAUAAGUGAUGAGGAAUGCUAUUCCAGAGGCUGCUGCUUUAAUUCAAGUGUUCCCGGGGUUAAAUGGUGUUUUUACCCCAAUAUCACAGAUAAACAGCAAUGUAGUGUGGACAUCACAGAGCGUGAAGAUUGCGGUUAUCCCGGGAUAAGUGCUAAGGAAUGCUAUUCCAGAGGCUGCUGCUUUAAUUCAAGUGUUCCCGGGGAUAAAUGGUGUUUUUACCCCAAAGACACAGCUAUUGACAGACACUGCAACGUAGAACCAUACAACAGAAGGGAUUGCGGCUACCCCACAAUAAGUGCGGCAGAAUGUAAGGAGAGAAAUUGUUGCUUUGACUCCAGCAUUCCAGGUGUUAACUGGUGUUUCUUCAAGUCACAAGAUAAACAGCAAUGUAGUGUGGACAUCACAGAGCGUGAAGAUUGUGGAUUUCCCGGGAUAAGUGAUGAGGAAUGCUAUUCCAGAGGCUGCUGCUUUAAUUCAAGUUUACCUGGGGUUAAAUGGUGUUUUUACCCCAAAAGCACAGAUAAACCGCAACGUAGUGUGGACAUCACAGAGCGUGAAGAUUGCGGAUUUCCUGGGAUAAGUGCUAAGGAAUGCUGUUCCAGAGGCUGCUGCUUUAAUUCAAGUGUUCCUGAGGUUAAAUGGUGUUUUUACCCCAAAAGCACAGAUAAACAGCAAUGUAGUGUGGACAUCACAGAGCGUGAAGAUUGUGGUUAUCCCGGGAUAAGCGAUAAAGAAUGCUAUUCCAGAGGCUGCUGCUUUAAUUCAAGUGUUCCUGGGGAUAAAUGGUGUUUUUACCCCAAAAGCACAGAGAAACGGCAAUGCAGUGUGGACAUCACAGAGCGUGAAGAUUGUGGUUAUCCUGGGAUAAGUGAUGAGGAAUGCUAUUCCAGAGGCUGCUGCUUUAAUUCAAGUGUUCCCGGGGUUAAAUGGUGUUUUUACCCCAAAAGCACAGGUGGGCAUGCUGGAGUGGUCAGUAAUGUAAUACCUGUUUCUGAAGCUAGCGCCAGUGACUCAUCUCCAGUGCCUCCUCCUACAACAAGCGAAGGUUCAAGACAAGAAGACAUGGAGACCGUUCCGGUGGAAGGGGUGGAUUCCAUUCUGGCAACUGCACAGUUGCCCGACGCAUCUGGAACUGCCGGCCCUUCAGGAUCUGGAUGCUCUGUGAGCCCCAAGCUGAGGAAAGACUGCGGAUAUCCCAACAUCAGCUCCAAGGACUGUCUGGCUAGAGGCUGCUGUUUUGACUCCAGUAUUCCUGAGACCAUCUGGUGCUUCUAUGGAUAUAAAUAAAAUACUAACGGUAAUGCACAUAAUGUGUCACCCAUUAGACAGUCACAAUCUGUUUAAACUAAUAGUUUGAGUUCUUGUGUAUUAUAAUCGAGUUGUAUUAAAAAUAGAAUUGUAUAUUAUCUUAUAUAAUUCAUAUGAUUGACUCCACCAGUAAGCCCAAUCAACAACGCAAAGUGCAACAUUCAUAUGAAGGCACUACAUGGCUGUAACAUCAUUCACUAUCCCUUAUACCCCAUAGAGGUGCGUUAGAAACUAGCAAUGAUGGUCUGCUAAAAAAUACGGUGAUGUGCGCAGCCAAACUUUGUGCUAAAUUUUUCAUGCAGUGCUACAUACAGUUUAGAUAAAGCCUUGGAAAAGGGGGCUGCAUUUACCUGACUACUGUAUGUAUAACAUUACACAGACAUGUUUCCUAUUGUAUAUUUACAAUAUAGCAAAACCAUUCUUCCCAGAUUUGUCUACGCCCCCCCCCCCUCCUGUACUCGGCCCAUUGCGAGUUCACUGUAGCUCUGUAGUUCUACACAUCUUAGACAGUGUAAUUUCUGAGGGUAAAGCUUGUCCUAUAACCGGCUCGUAACAAUUGCCGGUGUCUCCGUACAGACAGCAUCCUGGUUCUGUGUGCUUUUUUUCUGAUCUGUAAAUGUGAUUUAGGUUUAGAAUAAAAAUUGUGAUCAUUUCUAUAAGUGUUACAGCAUUAUAUGUAAUAUCCAUGUUUUGUAGUCGUACUGUAUAUGUGGAUUUUCUUUCAAUACAUCGAUUCCCAACAUACUUCACUCCACAUAUCACAUUUGUAUAAUCAAAUAUAUAAACAAGUCCUUAAUGCA
This is a messenger RNA of Pseudophryne corroboree (corroboree frog), 9833 nucleotides long. RefSeq lists its product as uncharacterized. The record is from RefSeq and is a predicted model, not a curated record. NCBI's taxonomy places the organism in Eukaryota, Metazoa, Chordata, Amphibia, Anura, Myobatrachidae. Bases 58 to 9012 code for a protein of 2984 amino acids. The transcript has 61 exons.